Molecule: messenger RNA, 5947 nt
Organism: Pimephales promelas (fathead minnow)
Lineage: Eukaryota; Metazoa; Chordata; Actinopteri; Cypriniformes; Leuciscidae
Source: RefSeq, a predicted model, not a curated record
GUGUAUGAAGAAUUUGAAGAUGCUCGCGAAUCUAACUAUGACUUAUUGGAGCCACCUUCACGACCCAGAUUUGAACCCUUGAUACGAAGACAAGAAAAACAUAAUGUGGAAGAAUACGUGCUUCGUGGAGCUGGUAAGCCAUCCUUUACAUUCAGUCCAAAGCUAAACACUCAAGUUGGUGCGUCAGAUAGAAGAAAGUCAUCUUUGCGGUUUGAUGCUGUCAGCAGCACGCCACAUCAUAAUCAUCAUGAUCACACUGAUUCUUCUACAGAUAGUCUGCACGAAGUACUACAGCGUCAAAACGAAGUCACAGAGAUGCUCAUUAAACAACAGAGUUUGUCUCAACUGCCUCAAAGAGACAUAUCCACAUUUACAGGAGAUCCUCUGACUUACAGAUCUUUCAUAAGGGCAUUCGAGCAUGCUAUCGACAGCAAAACAGACAGUCAUCAAGAUCGGCUGUACUACCUUGAACAGUUCACGAGUGGAGAGCCACUUGAUCUUGUUCGGAGCUGUGAGCACAUGAGACCCGACAGAGCUUACAGACAAGCCAGAGAGCUGCUUGAUCGUCACUAUGGAGAUGAAAUGACCAUUGCUACAGCUUAUAUCAAGAAGGCUAUGGAAUGGCCUCAGAUAAGGCCAGACGACAGAAAAGGAUUGAAUGCUUUUGCUUUGUUCUUGGUUGGAUGUUGUAACACAAUAAAUGAUGUUGACUACAUGGAUGAAAUGAACAAUCCUACCAACAUGAAGUCCAUUUUAUCCAAACUUCCAUUCAAACUGAAAGAAAGAUGGAGAAGUCAUGCUUAUGACAUUCAAGAAAAAACAAGAAAAAGAGCCAGGUUUCCUGAUUUAGUGGAAUUUGUGUACCACCAAGCAAAGGUUGCCAAUGACCCGCUGUUUGGAGAUAUCCUGGACUCCACUUCAAGUAACCAGAUCAACUCAAAAAAGCAAACAAGCAUUAGAAAAAGUGAGUCUAAAAGAAGCAGCUUUGCUGUAAAUGUGUCUGCUACUGAAAAUAGCGUCAGUAAAAGCCAACCUGAGAAGAAACCCUUUGCACUCAAGUCUGCAAGUGUCUUUCAAAGUCCAUGUCUUUACUGCCAGAAGAACCAUGCACUGAAUGCGUGCAACAAGAUUAGAGAACAGCCUCUGAAAGAAAGAAUUCAGUUCUUGAAAACGAACGGCCUUUGUUUUGGGUGUCUGACAGCAGGUCAUAUGUUCAAGGACUGUAAAAAAAGGUCUUCUUGUCCAGAUUGUUCACUCAAGCACCCAGCUAUCUUGCACGUUGUAAAGGAGGUUGCUUCAUUGAAGACCAACUGUGCAGAUGACAGCUUACAAAGCUCAAGUGAAGUCACAAGUGCUCUCGUGUCUGCAGGAUGCAAAAGAGGUGACCAUACUGGGGCCGGGAACAGUGAGUGUAUCCUUCCCAUCGUACCUGUACGGGUAAAACAUAAGAAAGACUCAAAGAUAAUCAAGACCUAUGCUUUUCUAGAUCAAGGAAGUACAGCAACUUUCUGCACUGAAGACUUGGCGAAGAGGUUGAAUAUGCGAGGCAGAAAGACAGAGUUCCUGCUUCGCACUAUAGCCCAAGAACAGAAAGUUAGUAGCUAUGAGCUUACAGAUCUGGAGGUGUGUGGCUUAGAGGAGCAAGAUUACAUUCAGCUGCCCAAUGUGUAUACUCAGCCAGAUAUACCUGCAAAAAAGGCCAACAUCCCACAGAAGAAAGAUUUGGAAAAGUGGUCUUAUCUGAGUCAAGUCCAUCUCCCAAAACUGGAUGCAGAAGUUGGUCUGCUCAUCGGUGUCAAUGCGUACAAAGCCAUGGAGCCAUGGGAGAUCAUUAAUAGUCAGAAUGACGGACCAUACGCUGUGAAGACCGCUCUUGGUUGGGUUGUCAAUGGACCAAUCAGCAGAUGUCCAGAGAAGGAGUCAGACGAUGGCAAAAGACAAAGUUUCCUUGUCAAUCGGAUUUCUGUGAUAAGCGUUGAAGAAAUGCUAAUGAAGUAUUACAAUGCAGAUUUCCCAGAAAGAAGAUGUGAUGACAGACGAGAACAGUCUCAACAUGACAAGCAGUUCAUGCAUACGGUGACAACAUCAGCCCAGCUUGUGGAUGGUCACUUCUGCAUCAAGUUGCCUUUGAAGGAUGACAAGGUGAAGAUGCCAUGCAACCGUGGUAUUGCUGAACAGAGGCUUAACUCUCUGAAGAGGAAGUUUAGUAGGAAUAUUGACUUCUUUCAAGAGUACAGGGCAUUUAUGGACAACAUACUGGAAAAAGGCUAUGCAGUAAAGGUUCCAGAAGAACAGUUGAUUCGCAAUGAUGGAAGAGUAUGGUUCAUUCCACACCAUGGGGUUUACCAUCCAAAAAAGAGGAAACUCCGAGUCGUUUUUGACUGUGCGGCAACUUACCAGGGUGUGUCGCUAAAUGACCAGUUGUUGCAAGGGCCUGAUCUAACGAACACCCUCAUCGGAGUGUUGCUGAGAUUCAGACAGGAGCCUGUUGCCAUGAUGGCAGAUAUCGAGUCCAUGUUUUACCAGGUGUGGAUUCCAGACACGGACGCAGAUAUGUUACGCUUUCUCUGGUGGCCAGGCGGUAACCUGAAUGUUGAACCAGAAGAGUACAGAAUGUGUGUGCAUCUGUUCGGUGCUACAUCAUCUCCCAGUUGUGCGUCAUAUGCAUUGAGAAGAACAGCGGAGGAUGCAGCAUCAAAGAGUACACCAGAAGCCACACAGACUGUCCUCAAGAAUUUCUAUGUGGACGACUGCUUGAAGUCAGUAGCCACAGAAGACAAAGCCGUUACUCUUGUCAGGGAGCUGAUGACACUGUGCGCUAGUGGUGGUUUCCAUUUGACGAAGUGGGUCAGCAACAGCCGAGCUCUGCUAGGUUCCAUUGCCGAUCACGAACGAGCAGCUGAGGUCAAAGAUCUUGAUUUGGAGCAUGAUGAGUUACCAGUGGAACGAGCAUUGGGGAUACAGUGGUGCACAAGUUCUGACAGCUUCAGGUUCAAAAUACAUCUGCCGGACAAGCCAUGCACAAGACGGGGUAUUUUAUCUGUAGUCAGUUCAGUGUAUGACCCAAUGGGUUUUUUGGCACCACUCCUGCUACCUGUCAAGCUCAUUUUAAGAGAUCUCUGCCAAGAGAAGAAGGGUUGGGAUGAAGAGAUCCAUGAAAAGUCAUGCCAGACAUGGAUUAAGUGGCUGACAGACUUAGACAAGCUUUCAGAACUCAGUCUGAACAGAUGUUUCAAACCCCCUGCAUUUGGGCCAACAAAGGUUGCUCAAAUCCACAAUUUCUCAGAUGCUAGUCAAGAUGGUUAUGGCGUUGUGUCGUAUCUCUUGCUGACAAAUGAUCGGGGUGAGAAACAUGUAUCAUUCUUGAUGGGAAAGUCCAGAGUCGCUCCGCUCAAACAGAUCACGAUCCCGAGAAUGGAGUUAACAGCAGCGACUGUUGCAGUCAAGAUCGAUCGGAUGUUGAAAGAAGAACUUGAAGUUCCCCUGAUGGAGUCGGUCUUCUGGACAGAUAGUACAACGGUACUAAAGUACAUUGAAAACGAUGCGCUUCGCUUCAAGACAUUCGUGGCAAACCGUGUCUCUUUCAUUAGAGAAGCGACUACAUCUUCUCAGUGGAAGUAUGUCAAUACCUCACAAAACCCAGCUGAUCAGGCUUCAAGAGGGUUGAAGAUCCAGAGCUUCUUGGAAAGUAAAAGCUGGUUUCAGGGGCCUAGUUUCCUGCAAAAAGAAGUUGAAUGGCCAGAACAACCUAAACAGUGUACUUACUUGACUGAAGAUGAUGUUGAGGUGAAGACAUCCGCUGCAGUGUCAUGCACAGACUCAAAUGAGUGCACAGAUCCAUUGAACCAGCUCGUUGAGUAUUAUUCCAGUUGGCAUAAGCUGAAAAAAGCGACAGCCUGGAUUUUGCACUUGAGAAGGACGUUGCGGCACCUUAGCGAGAAGAGAAAAGAGUUUGAGCAGAACAUACAAGAGAAUGAGAUUGAUCCAGGUAAAUGCAGAUCAGUAGUUGGACAGCAAAUGGUGAUGUACAAGAAGAACCUGGAAAAAAGGAUACUUACCGUGGAAGAUCUAUCCAGAGCUGAAAUGGAACUGGUUAAAUACAGUCAGAGACAAGCUUACUCAGAGGAGAUACAAGCCUUGCAGCCGGGAGGCUCUCGUGUGAAAAAGAGCAGUUCUAUCUUCAAACUGGAUCCAUACUUGCAAGAUGAUGUGUUGAGAGUAGGAGGACGUUUGAACAGAUCGGCAAUGCCCGAGGAGGCCAAGCAUCCUGCCAUUCUGCAUAAACAGCACAGAAUAGCUCACCUCAUUCUCCACCACAUCCAUCAAGAGUGUGGACAUGGAGGUAGGAACCACAUCCUAGCCAUAUUGCGACAACGGUAUUGGAUACCAAGAGCCAAUGCAGCAGCAAGAAAAGUGAUUUCAGAGUGCAACCUCUGCAGAAGACUCCAUGCAAAGGCAGGAGAGCAGAAAAUGGCAGAUCUGCCACAAAACCGUCUGCUCCCUGACAAACCCCCUUUCACCAACACGGGUGUGGAUUAUUUUGGACCUUUUGAGGUCAGAAGAGGACGUGCAAAGGUUAAGCGGUAUGGAGUACUAUUCACAUGUUUAACUGUCAGAGCUGUGCAUAUAGAAGUAGCCCAUUCUCUUGACACUGACUCCUGUAUUAAUGCCAUACGGCGUUUUCAAGCAAGAAGAGGACAAGUGUCAAUCAUUCGUUCCGACAAUGGCACAAACUUUGUCGGCGCUGAACGAGAGCUGCGUGAGGCAUUGUCAGAGCUGGAUCAGUCUCGUAUCAAUGAAGUCAUGAUGAGAAAGGGUGUGCAAUGGAUUUUCAACCCGCCUGCUGCAUCCCACCACGGCGGUAUCUGGGAACGUCAAAUCCGCACGGUGAGAAAAGUGCUGAGUUCUGUUGUGAAGCAACAACUCUUAGAAGAUGAAGGACUACACACUCUUCUAUGCGAAGUUGAAAGCAUCAUUAAUGGGAGACCAUUAACCACGAACACAGAUCACCCCAAUGACCUCGAGCCGCUAACGCCGAAUCAUCUGCUCACAUUGAAAACACAGCCUAGUUUUCCACCUGGUGUGUUCGCUAAGGAUGAUGUCUAUGCCCACCGGCGCUGGAGACAAAUACAAUACAUGGCGGAUCUAUUCUGGCGAAGGUGGACUCACGAAUACCUACCGCUUUUGCAAGAACGGCAAAAAUGGCUCGGCCUCAAGAGAAGUUUCAAGGUUGGAGAUGUUGUUCUCGUCGCAGAUUCGUUCCUGCCAAGAAAUUCCUGGAUGUUAGGCAGAAUGAUGAGAGUGAUGCCGGAUUCCAAAGGCGUUGUCCGAAGUGCUGAAGUUCGAACGAAGACCAGCAUCAUUCAAAGACCCAUAACUAAACUUUGUUUAUUUCAGGGAGAAGACUGAAGAUAGAAGAGAGAGACUUGAACAAGCUAAAAAAUACUUACCAGAGUAGAUUGAAUGUUGAAUAGAAAUAACCAGUUUGAUUAGACUGUGAAAAAUAUUUAGUUGUUAAUGCUUUCCAGUUAAUGUUUACUUGAAAUACCUCUCUGUGAAUAGGUUUUUUGCCAAAAGGAAUUGAGAUAGUGUUACAUUUAGCAGUAUAAAUGGCUUCAGUUUAAGUUUAAGUUGAUAAUUGAUAUGUUAAGGCCUAGUCAAUUAGGGGCCGGGAUAUGUUGAAGCCAUUUCAAUGGAACUAAUAAUAAUAUUGAAUAUAAUUUAAAAUAUUUUGAGUUUAUUUAGUAAAAUCUGAGAAUAGCUGUGUUGCAAAUGGAACGUAGAAAUUUGAAUGUAAGCAGUUGCCCAGUGAUCUAGUAUAAUGUAAUUUGAUUGGUUGUUAGAUUUAGUAUGAAAGAAUAGUAUACUGCGAAGCAGUCAGAAGCCACUGGACUUUGGAGCAACACAGUCUUUUGACCUACACGGAACAGUUAAUUUGUAAGAAAAG